Molecule: messenger RNA, 3575 nt
Organism: Ziziphus jujuba (common jujube)
Lineage: Eukaryota; Viridiplantae; Streptophyta; Magnoliopsida; Rosales; Rhamnaceae
Product: E3 ubiquitin-protein ligase HOS1
Exons: 10
Coding region: 204-3125 (973 amino acids)
Biological process (GO): protein ubiquitination
Molecular function (GO): ubiquitin-protein transferase activity
Source: RefSeq, a predicted model, not a curated record
GUCCGUACUACCUUUUUCAAAAACCCUCUCCUCUCCCCCUCAACAUCUAAUCCUCUCGCUCCAUGAAACCUCUGUGAACAAACUUCAGUGACGUCAUUUCUCAAACCCUAACUCCACCUUCUCUCGUUCCCGCAACACUGCUACUACCUAGGGUUUUGGAUUUGCUUUUGCACUGAAGCAGCUCAUAGAGCACUCUGAGUGAUAUGGAUAGGAGAUUCAAUGGACCUAACGGACCUUCCAGCUCUGCUAAUGGUGGUUCCGCCACAAAGCCCGCUUUUCAACCUCCGCUUCCCAAUUAUAGUAGCCGAGCUGUUCAGGAAGCAUUAGAACACUUGGCAUCUAUUGAUCUUAUUGAGUUGUGCAAUGAAGCAAAAGUUGAGCGUUGUCGAGCAACAAGAGACUUGAGAAGCUGUGGACGCUAUGUGUUGCAUGUGCUAAACUCAUGUGGACAUGCCUCAUUAUGUGCUGAGUGUAGUGGACGAUGUGAUUUUUGCCCGAUUUGUAGAAUCCCAAUACCAAAGAAGGGCACCACAACACGUCUUCGUCUUUACUAUGAGUGCACAGAAGCUGGCCUUAUAUCCAAAAGAUUUGAUGAGAGAUUUCAAGAAAAAGAUGGGGAGGAGCAGCUAACUGCUGAUGUCCAACACCUUUAUUCUUUGUUUGAUGUUGCGUUGGAGAAUAACUUAGUUUCCUUGAUAUGCCAUUAUAUUACAGAUGUUUGCAUGGAUGAAAGUGCUGUGUCUAGUGAUCCUGUCAUUGCUUUCUUGUUGGACGAAGUGGUUGUCAAGGACUGGUGCAAGCAGACAUUCCAGAAUAUCAUAACAGAACUUCAAGGAAUUUAUAAUCUUGAGGUGGAAGAAUUGAGAACUAGGUUCAGUAUGCUUCUUAAAUAUUCAGUACAGCUGGCUGGAUUAUCCAAUGUGCUUGAAGUUUUGGAGUCAUCUUUUAAGGGUUCUCUUUCGGCCAGAUUUCAUGAUCUUCACUGCCUUCAGGAAAGCAUAUCGAAGACAAAGCAGCAUUUGGAGAUUAUGAUCUGGUGUAUAAGACAUGAAUUCCUUGCAAAUGUGAGAUCUCGUUAUUCUGAUUUGAAAUCGUGGCAUUCUAGUUUUCGUGAAAGAAAAUCAGCUGCUAUUAAGCGUUCAUGGCCUGAUGUAGUAAAUAACUCCGAAGAGUCCGCUAGACAUGAAGGUACCUUAUUCAUUGAAGAUGCCUUGGCAAAUCUUGAGAUAGAGUGUGGAUAUACACCGGAAAUGGGAGAGGAAUUAAAAGUUGCAUAUUUGCAGAAGGAUGGAAUUUCGUUAAUAUUCAGGUCACAGAUGGAGGGGAUUUCAGGAUGCUAUCCAUUCGAAAAUCUUCGAGCUGCUGUGGAUAUACUUUUUCUAUGUGGCAGUUCUGGUAUGGUGGUUGCAAAGCAAGCAAUUUUUCUCUAUUACCUAUUUGAUCGGCAUUGGACAAUGCCUGAUGAGGAAUGGAGACAUAUAUUAGAGGACUUCGCGGCUUCCUUUAGCAUUACCAGAAAUUUGUUAUUGGAAUCUUUAAUAUUCUAUCUUCUGGAUGACCACACUGAGGAGGCUGUGCUGGAAGCUUGUCACCUUCUUCCAGAGAUCUCAGGCCCGUCAACUCAUCCUAAGAUUGCACAAGUUCUUUUAGAAAGGGGACAUCCUGAUGCAGCUCUUUUGGUUUUAAGGUGUUCUGGGCAUGAUGGUACAUCACAGAUUGUUUCGCUUAGUGAUGCUGUUACUGCAGUUAGGGUCAGAGUAGAGUCUGGGCUUCUCACUGAAGCAUUUUUACAUCAAAGAAUGCUGUGUGCUAAAGUCAGGGAAAAGAAGUUGAAGUAUGGGCCAUCUGCAGAUGUAUCUGAUGAUUCCAAAGUUGAAUGUCGGAGCUGGAGGGAUUGGGUGGAGGUUUUGGUGACCGAAAUAUGUUAUCUUUGCAUUCGCAGGAACAUGGUGGAUAGAAUGAUCGAGUUGCCAUGGAAUUCUGAUGAAGAGAAACAUCUCCAUAAGUGCUUACUAGAUUUCGCUAAUGGUGAUCCCUCUUCAAUUGUUGGAAGCCUUCUUGUUAUAUUCUAUAUUCAGCGCUACCGGUAUUCUGAAGCCUACCAAGUUGAUCUUAUACUUAAAGGCAUAGAGCAGGAAUUCAUCUCAAAGAAUUCCGUCUCUGAUGAUGUUUUGUCCAGAAUGAGAUUGGCAAGUUGCUGGAGAGCAGCAUUGGUUGAUAAAUGCGUGGCAUUGCUGCCGGAAGUUCAUCAGCAACAGGUGAAGGCUGCAAAGUUGCAUGAGGUGACUGUUGCUACUGAUAAUUAUGUUGAAUCGCCAGUGAAGUCUGAUCUUCCUGAAGUACAAUUUUCGAAAUCAACCAGUUUAUUAAUUCCUUCAUCAAACAAUUCCAAUAUCGUUCCAUGGACUGAUCAUGCAACUGUUACCUGGAAACCUGCAUCUUUUGAAACUCCAAUAAAAAGAGGUGGAUCUUUUGAGAAUUAUCACUCUGAAUUUGGUAACUAUGGUUCUUCUAUUCUUCAUGGAAAAUUAUUUAGCAAUGCUGAAGAACGACAAAAGCCUCUAGGUAGCGUGCACAAAAGUUUUAAUUUUGAGGACAAGUCAACUCCUCGAAUUCGUCAUGUUAGUGCUGUAAAUUCUACUCCAUUAACGAACUUGAACAGAAGGUCAUCAAGAGUUUUCCCAGGGAGCAACCUGCUAGGCAAUCCAUUUGAGAGUAUAUUACCAGAAACGGAACAUAACAGGAUUAUUGAUCAAUUGCAAAACAUCAGUUCAUCGCACCAGUUGAGGGAUGCCGAUCUGGCAAAUACACCCAGCAAGUACCGGGGCUUGUUUAAGGAUUCUCCACAGGAUAUUCAGCAAAGUGUCUUCAGUAAAACAGUCCAGCCAGAUAGAGAUGAUAGACCUCUGAAUAUUGCUUCCUCAGAGGAUCUAAUGAAUGUCUCUUGGAGCAAUAUGGAGAAUGAAUUUUCUGUUGGGGACAGAAAUUUGAAUGGUGGACCAAGAUGGAGGUCUGAUGAAGCCAGUGAUGAUGAAGAGGGGCAGAGUCCACAAAGAGCUACGGAAUCCAGUUAUCAUGCCACUCCCACAAGGGGAACUAGAAGAAACAGGUUUGCAAGGAGAUGAAGAUUGCACAUACUCGGUUUCUAACUUGACAAAUUCCUUGAGUUAUUUGGGGAAGAGAAAUCUGUAAUAUUCGGUGGCGAAACAAAGCUGUAUCUUUUCAGAUGAGAAAAACUAAGCUGCUGACUUGCAAUCUGGCUGCUGGUUUAUGGUUGUGCAGCCAACACUCAGUGAAGGAGACUUCCAAUUUUGAUGGGAGUCAAAAUUCUAGUAUUCAUCUGCUUCUCGCAUCCUUCAGGUGAUCAAAAGAUUGAAAUCGAGCUGUUAACUGAACAGAUUGUGCAGGGUUGAUAAAAUUUUUGAAUCUGUUUUUUAAGUAAUUUGAAUGCUGAGGUAGUCUUUGGAAUUUAAUCUUCUGCUAAGCUGUAAUUUAAGCAUAAUAGAUGUUAUGAAUUAUAGGAACAACUACUUUAAGCGCUCAAUUGAUCUAAAUAUACACAUAAUUUUGUCGUA